AUGUCAACUACAAUCAAUGCUCCAGCACAAAGGUUAUUAGGCAAAGUGGCUGUGGUAACUGGUGGAGCCUCCGGGAUCGGAGAAAGCAUUGUCCGCCUGUUCCAUUUCCACGGUGCUAAAGUCUGUAUAGCCGAUGUCCAAGACGACCUUGGACAGAAGCUCUGUGAUUCCUUUUGUGAUCCGGAAAAUGUUUAUUUUGCUCAUUGUGAUGUUGUGGUAGAGACUGAUGUUUCGGAUGCAGUAUACAAUACUGUUGGUAAAUUCGGCACUCUAGACAUCAUGGUCAACAAUGCUGGAAUUUCUGGAGCACCUUGUCCUGAUAUCCGCAACGUGGACAUGUCUGAAUUCGACAAAGUAUUUGGCAUAAAUGUGAAAGGUGUUUUCCAUGGAAUGAAACAUGCUGCUCAUUUUCUGAUCCCUAAGAAAAGUGGCUCAAUAAUUUCUAUCUCAAGUGUUGCAAGUUCCUUAGGAGGAGUGGGGCCUCAUGCGUAUACAGGCUCCAAGCAUGCUGUGUGGGGGAUAACAAAGAAUGUUGCAGCUGAAUUGGGGAACCAUGGAAUAAGAGUGAACUGUGUGUCGCCGUAUUGUGUUGCAACAGGUUUGGCUUUGGCUCAUUUGCCCGAGGAGGAGAGAACCGAGGAUGCAAUGGCGGGAUUUCGUUCUUUCGUCGGGAAAAACGCGAACUUGCAGGGUGUAGAGUUAACUGCUGAUGAUGUAGCUAAUGCUGUGCUUUUUCUUGCAAGUGAUGAUGCAAAGUAUAUCAGUGGAGAGAAUCUUAUGGUUGAUGGAGGAUUCACCCGAAUAAAUCACUCACUCAAAGUUUUUCGAUGA
Messenger RNA from Lathyrus sativus (Indian pea), 831 nucleotides. The record is from the annotation of a GenBank genome assembly. NCBI's taxonomy places the organism in Eukaryota, Viridiplantae, Streptophyta, Magnoliopsida, Fabales, Fabaceae.